Molecule: messenger RNA, 1244 nt
Organism: Aspergillus piperis CBS 112811
Lineage: Eukaryota; Fungi; Ascomycota; Eurotiomycetes; Eurotiales; Aspergillaceae
Product: metallophosphatase domain-containing protein
Exons: 2
Coding region: 89-1225 (378 amino acids)
Molecular function (GO): hydrolase activity
Source: RefSeq, a predicted model, not a curated record
GGCUUCGCUAAGCCUUCACUGAAAUAGUAACGCCAUCGGGCUGUGCUGACAGCUCAACACGAAGGGGCGUCGAGUCAGGGAAAAAAGCAUGAAGAUGCGUCGAAAGACACGUUUUGUCUGUGUCUCUGAUACGCACGCCUACACGCCGUCAGAGGCCGGUUUCAAGCUUCCCGCUGGAGAUGUCUUAAUCCAUGCUGGUGACCUCACCAACCAUGGGAGCGCUGCUGAACUGCGUAAGACAAUGAGCUGGAUUGCUACAGCUGACUUCGAAGUCAAAAUCAUCAUUUGCGGAAACCAUGAUAUCACACUAGACCCGGGUUUCUACGCUGAACACGGGUCUAGCUUUCACGGCCAACAUCUAGAAGAUACCCAGAAGUGUCUGGAAAUAAUAACCCAAGCAUCACCGUCGAUAGUCUAUCUCAGGCACCAGUCAGCACUAAUCCGGUUGACCCGGCCUAACGGCCCAAAUACCAUCUUCAAGGUCUUUGGCUCCCCAUACUCCCAGUCACCUGGAAUCUGGGCGUAUGGAUACGAGUCUUCAGAUGCUAGUGCGCUUUGGAACAGCAUUCCAUUGGACACGGAUAUCACCGUGACCCAUACGCCGCCUUAUUCGCACUGCGAUAGCCGAGUUGAAGGCAUUUCAGUCGGAUGCACAGCCCUGCGGGGUGCAUUAAGCAAAGUUCGGCCAUCACUAGCAGUAUGUGGCCAUGUACACGAGUCGCGAGGCUCGGAGAGGGUGCGAUGGUAUUCUUCGCAGGCAUCGUCAUCACCAACGGUAGAUGUCCAAGAGCAUAAGGAUCCAGUUAUGCUGCCUGCCCCGGGCAGUAAGAAGCAGAGCCUAGUCGAUCUCACGGGCAAGAAGGCACCCAAAAUCAAUAACAAUUACUUUGCCGGCAACAACCUUCGAGCGCCAGCCAGUCAACUGUUCCGAUCAUCACAAAAGGCCCUGCUGUUACCGUCUUUUGAGUGGCCAUCUGAAGGAUUCCAAGGCUCUGAAGCCGAUCAAUCAACGUCAUCCUUCCGGCCUUUGUGCUCAGAGGAAGGACACACUGAGAAUGAAGACGGGUCUAAUCCAAGGCGACGCGAAACAUGUAUUGUCAAUGCGGCCAUCGUGGCGACCAGUUGGCCGCAUCGGGGUGGGAAACGGUUCCAUGCCCCUAUUGUGGUCGAUCUAGAACUACCAGUCUGGAAAGAGGAGAAGGGAGGAAAUGAACCCCACGGCUAGAAUGUGUAGCUCAUAUCGU